This is a messenger RNA of Trichobilharzia szidati, 954 nucleotides long. The record is from the annotation of a GenBank genome assembly. NCBI's taxonomy places the organism in Eukaryota, Metazoa, Platyhelminthes, Trematoda, Strigeidida, Schistosomatidae.
CACAGAAGCUGUGCAAUCACUACGCCAGCCUAUACAUACAUACAUACAUGUAUCACAAAUAAACUACACGUCUGCAUGUCUAUUCAUCACAUAUACAUUAGGAUAGAGAGAUGAGUGACAGAUAACUAGAUAGUGCAAGCACCACUAUGUAUAUAUAUAUAUAUAUAUAUAUAUGAAAUAACGAUUAAAUAUUUGACGCUGAUUUGACGCAUACACAUCUACUCAUUUCUGUUGCUUCUGUAUAGCAUCUGUUUUGUUAGGAAGAAUAAGAUUUUUACACCGAACUAUGGCAGAAUUUGACAAGAAGCAAAUUUUCACUACACUCAGCUUAGUGCUACUUGUAUGCCUUACUGCCACGGCAAUCGGUGAGGAUCGUACUCUGUCGGCCCAAUACAAACCGGGUACUUUGAAAGGAGCUCACGCGUUCUACUUUCUGGCAUUAUUCGCCUUCAUAGCUGCACUUAUAAUACACUUAUUAUAUGUUUUAAAAUUCGAAGUUCAGAUAUUAAAGUAUGUUUAUCUUGGAUUAAUUGUGACUGGACUUUUUUGUGCAGUACUCAGUGUUAUUCUGUACUAUCAAGCAUUCUCUAAAUAUCGUACAGCUAAACCGGAGUCGAAUUCAUGGUUGAUUGCAGCUAUAAUGGCUUCCUUCCAGUUGAGUGUGUUCGUAUUUAUGUAUCACUUAAAGUAGACGUACAAGUGACUGACUGAUUGAUCGAUUGACUGACUGACUGACUGAUGAUACAUUCACUCACUCACUCACUCGCUCAUUCAUUCGUUCACUCAUCAAACAAUAUGAACAAAAUCCAUGACAGUGAUCAUAGUCAUAAACACAUUUGAGCAGAAUUCAUCUUAUUUUCUUAAUUGUGUCAUUUGUUUAAAUUGACAAGACAGUUUUGUUUUGUUUGUUUUUUUGUUUUGUUUUUGGCAAAUAUACUCUUAAAUGAUUCUCCG